Messenger RNA from Thermothelomyces thermophilus ATCC 42464, 2022 nucleotides. RefSeq lists its product as uncharacterized. The record is from RefSeq and is a predicted model, not a curated record. NCBI's taxonomy places the organism in Eukaryota, Fungi, Ascomycota, Sordariomycetes, Sordariales, Chaetomiaceae. The transcript is spliced from 6 exons. The coding region runs from base 1 to 2022 and encodes 673 amino acids. Gene Ontology annotation, molecular function: N-acetyltransferase activity.
AUGAGCGCCCAAGAGGAAGUGGUUCGCCCGCUGGGGCCGUGGCUCCGAGACCGAAACGUUCGCGAAAUACUCGAGAAUGCCGUUGCCAAUGUUGCGCUCUCCAUUCCAUCCUUGGGUGUCGGUAUCUCUGGCGAGGAUACUUCCAAGCCGCGGUUUGUACAGCGGCCAUCCAUCAGCCUCGACGAGCAUUUCGAGUUCGUGGAAAAAUCGGACAAAAAGCCGGCCGCUCACGAUGCUAUCCUGCUCGGCAUACUCGAAGACCAGCACAAUCGAAGCUGGCCUGAUAUAGAGCAUCGGCCGCCCUGGAAGUUGACCGUCAUCGCCUGGGGUACGGCAGAUGAGGCCGGCCUGUUCGUGCUCGACGCGGUGUUUGCGGCACACCACGCAAUCGCCGACGGGCGCAGCACUGCGCUCUUCCACACGGCGCUUCUCAACGAACUGAAUCACCCAACCGACCAGCCCAUUCCGCUUUCUGGGCGCACCCUGGACCUGAGGGGCCUCGCUCGCCGGGUGCACGUCCGGCCCCAGGAAGAACUGGUAAAGUUCAGCAAGUCCUGGGGGUUCCUAGUGCGAGUCCUGUGGCGUGAACUCGCACCGGCCUGGCUCCGAGGGCGUCAGCCCCCCGCCCCGUGGACCGGAAAAGCUAUUACGCUCGAGCCAUGUCGGACAAGGCUGCGAAUCGUCAGCGUCCCCUCGACCGCGGUGACACAGAUCCUCGCCUCUUGCAGGGCGAACCAGGCGACGCUUACGCCUUUGCUCCACGCCCUUGUCCUGGCCUCUCUCUCCAGGCAGAUAUCGGCAGAGAAGGCGGCUGCGUUCCGCAGCACGACCCCGAUCGACCUGAGACCGUUCAUCGGUGACGGCUCGGAGAACGGAGGCAGCCGAACCUUAUUUGGCGUUUAUGUGACGGCCCAGACUCACACCUUUGACGCGUCUACUAUCACAGCACUGCGACAGGGGCUCUCGACGGACCAGAUCUGGAAGGUUGCGGCGAAUCUGCGACGUAGCAUGAAGCAGCAUCUCGAUAAUGUACCAAAGGACGACAUCAUGAGCAUGCUCGGCUGGGUCUCUGACUGGCGGAGUUUCUGGCUCUCAAAGGUGGGAAGGGCACGCCAAGACACGUGGGAGGUGUCCAACAUCGGGUCGAUGCCAGGUGACCAAGGGGCGGAGGGAGAGGCAGCCGGAGGCUGGAAAACCCAACGGUCUCUCAUGUCCCAGGGCGCCACCGUCGCGGGCGCUGCCGUUAUCCACAGCAGCAAUGUAAGCGGCAGCGCCGUUACGUUGGUGCAGGUUCGCGCAAAGUCCAAUCGUCUGCGACCCAGGGACCAGGGCGUUAUCGUCCGCCUGCUCGAGGAUAUUCCUAGGUUCGGUCGCAAGGACGCCGUCUUCCGCAUCGAACGAGGGCGCAUGCGCAAUCAGUGGUUUCCGCACAAAAGGGCCGAGUACAUGACUCCCUCGCGCUUCCGUGAGCUCGGCUUGACUCGCGACGACAUCGGGGAACGGGACACCACCUUCGGUAUCCUGGACGUUGCCGAUGUUGAGGAUUCCCCAGAGGCCGAGGUUCCAUCACCGACCGUGCUGACCACAUCUCCCGAGAAGGCUCACACGAUCCUCACGACCAUGAUCCCCGACACUCUCGCCUUUCACCGCAAGCCGAUCCCGGCCCCAGCCCCUCCUCCACCCUCCCAGCCUAUUUCUCCUCUGGUGGCUUCCGCGAAGGCAGACACUGCGCACGAUCGAAACGCCCCCAUGGCCAUUUAUGGUUCUGUGUCAGCUACCGACAUUGUGGGCCACAUCAAAGGCUUACUGGUUAAUGACGUUGAGGGUAGCCGCAUCGUCCUCGAACCAGAAAACAUCCGUUUCUUGGGCACGGACGAGGAGACAGACAGGGUCAAAACCCUGGGCCGUUGGGAGGUGGAAAUUUUGGUCGGCGGUACCGGGUUGGAACCCGUCCGCAAAACUGUGGAAGUUCUGCCGCUGACCGAGGGCUCGGACAGAGGCGAAGCGCAAGUUGCUUCGUGA